AUGACCGUGCCGAUCAGCCAGCAGGCGGUUGUCAACAACAGCGCAGCGGCACGAGCUGCGGCUGAGCAGCUGCGGCAGGAGCAGCCCGAGCUGCAGGCACCGCCCCUGGAGCUCCGGCCCGGCGAGGUCGCUUAUUUCGCUUACGGCUCCAACAUGGCGCCCGCCAUCCUCACCGGCCGCCGCCGCGUGCGCCCGCGCCUCAGCCUGCCCGCCGCCGCCCCCGGCCUGCGCCUGUCGUUCGGCAUGCUCGGCUUCCCCUUCGCCGAGCCUGCGUUCGCGACCCUCGUCCCAGCCGGCCACCCGCUCGCGGCCGGCGGCGCGGCGGCGCCGCCCGCGCACGGUGUGCUGCACGUCGUGUCCGCUGAGGAGUGGCGGUGGAUCUGCACGUCUGAGGGCGUGGGGAGCAGCAGCGCGGGCUACCAAAUCGCAGCCCUGGAGUGCGAGCUAUACAAGCCUGGGGCCGCGUGGCGCGGCGGCGGCGGCGGCGGCGGGGGCGGCGGCGGCGGCAAGAGGGUUGUGCGGGCGGUGACGCUGCAGGCGGAUGCCAAGGUGGGCGCCGGCGGCGGCCUGGCCCCGGCCGACGGCGUCGCGGGGCUGGACCCUGACUCGUCCGCGCUGAUGGUGGCGUCGUCAUACCUGGGGGCCGCGGCGAUGCGCGCGACGUGGGCCGUGCACGACGCGGUGCUGUCCGGCGUUUUUGGCAGCGGAUGCAGCAACCGCCAGUGA
Monoraphidium neglectum is the source of this 726-nucleotide messenger RNA. RefSeq lists its product as hypothetical. The record is from RefSeq and is a predicted model, not a curated record. NCBI's taxonomy places the organism in Eukaryota, Viridiplantae, Chlorophyta, Chlorophyceae, Sphaeropleales, Selenastraceae. The transcript is spliced from 2 exons. The coding region runs from base 1 to 726 and encodes 241 amino acids.